Molecule: messenger RNA, 3657 nt
Organism: Saccostrea echinata
Lineage: Eukaryota; Metazoa; Mollusca; Bivalvia; Ostreida; Ostreidae
Product: E3 ubiquitin-protein ligase KCMF1-like
Exons: 7
Coding region: 171-1652 (493 amino acids)
Biological process (GO): synaptic signaling
Cellular component (GO): plasma membrane
Molecular function (GO): zinc ion binding
Source: RefSeq, a predicted model, not a curated record
ACUACGUGACGUCAUCAUAAAACCCACUUGCCAAGAAUGUAACCUUGGAAUUAUCUGAAUUAAGCUUCUGUUUGAUUUACUACAAUCUUUUUUAAUUGUAUCUGAGAGUAAAAUCGUCAAAUAACAAAAUUGCAUUGGUCUAAGAGGCCUUUUCCCCGUCUCAGUAUAGAAUGUCUCGUCAUGAGGGGGUCAGCUGUGAUUCUUGCCUGAAGGGAAACUUUCGAGGUCGUCGAUAUAAGUGUUUGAUAUGUUACGACUAUGACUUGUGCUCAACCUGUUACGAAGCUGGGGCUACCACCACCAGACACACAGCUGACCACCCCAUGCAAUGUAUUCUCACCAGGAAUGACUUUGACUUAUAUUAUGGAGGAGAAGCUUUAACAGCAGAACAACCUCAGUCUUUCACUUGUCCCUAUUGUGGGAAGAUGGGAUACACAGAUGCCACGUUACAUGACCAUGUCACUUCAGAGCAUGGAGAGGCAUCUACGGAAGUGGUAUGUCCCAUUUGUGCGUCACACCCAGGAGGAGAUCCUAAUUGUGUGACUGAUGAUUUUGCAGAACAUCUCUCAAUACAACACAGAACACCAAGAGAAUUUGAUGAACCAGCAGGAAUAAGACAUGUCCGUAGAAUACCACAUCCUGGCCGAGGUGUUAGUGGCACGAGAACAAGAAGAGCUAACAUGCAUUUUUCAUCAGGAGGUUCCGCACUGUCUGGUUUGUCUCCUGGCACCCGUGAUACCAUGGAUCCAAUCGCUGAGCUUCUGUCUCAGUUGUCUAGUGUUCGAAGUCGUGCUGCUGCAGCACAGAGUGUUUCUUCACAGUUACAACAACUAGAGAUGCAAUUACAGUCCACUAGUUUGGAGAGCUCACAACACUCUUAUCUACCCUACAGACAACAACUAGAGAGACUUCCAAAUCGUCGUCAAGUGGAGUCCAGUAAAAGUAAUGUGACGAAUUCAGCUAAUUCAGGGAGUUCCACAGAUAACCAGGGAGGACAAGUUCAAGCCAGCAGUAGCAAUGCGGCAAAGUCAAAUUCUCCAUAUUUAUUGGUCAGGUGUAUGGAAAAUGCUGAGAAUUCUAGCAAGAGUGUAGGCCAGGAGGCAUAUGAUAGGAGUAUAUUUGUACAAGAACUGUUGUUGUCAACACUGACAGAGCAACUUCAUGUGUUAGAGGAGGCAUCAGUUUGUUUAGAGGAGGAGGGUCCCCGAUUAACUCCCUCAAAUAACGAGGCGCAAGAGAGUGUAUCACCAUCAAAUCCUACCACACAGAACAAAGUUCCCACUACAAAGCCAUUGCCCCCUGAAAAGAGUAGUUCCACAAUAGUGGCCAAGACGCAGUCAGCUGGAGGAGGUGGUGCUAAUGGAUCGGCAGUAUCAGCAUCACGCGGGGGGUCAUCUCAAGGAGCCACACCAGUUCGACAAGGUCACAGUUCUCAUGGAGGGGUAUCAAUGUAUAAUUCACACCCUGGGGCUAACCCAGUGUCUGCAUUAGCAGGAGCCAGCAUGGGGUCAAAUAACCCUGUACCCCUUCCUGGGCGACCCAUGUCAGGUGGACAAAGAGACAAUAGAAUGAACCCUGCUGCUGUUAAGAAAGCAAUGUUUAAGCCAAUGCCAACAUCUCAAAUGUCUGAUCGUGAGCCACCUCCACAUUGAAGCAGGCCAUACCGUUUGACCUUUAUUCAGAAUUACUAAAUCCAAAAGACAGUGGAUAUGUGUUAGUAUAAAUAAUAUUUAUUGCUUGUAAAUGAUUUUUUGUUUCACUGAUCUAUUAAUUCAUUGAAAGUUUUAGUGUUACUUGUCAUUAUUGACAAAAUUGAUACACUAAGUUCUUGUAUGAAACUCUUAAUCGUGGCACAUGGUAUUUCAUUUGCUACAGUGUUUUUUUUUUUCUCUAAAUGUGUACAAUUUAUUAUAUCAUGAGAAUUCUUGUUCCCCAAUAUUGGAUUUGCCUAUCCGCUGUGAUAUUAUAGUAUGUGCUAUCCAUUUAUGCUACAUGUAGGAGUCCAGUACUAUAAGGCCAUUCCAAAGUUAUGUUCUGUUUUUCAAGUAGCAAGAAAGAGAAGUAUGUGAUUUAUAACCCAAACCAUCAGUGCAUUUGUGCUCUGCAGAACUAUUUUUUUUUUACAUGUGUAUAUCUUGUUCCUCAGCUUAAUUUUUUUUUCUUUUGAGGUAAAAGAAACCUUAUUGAUACUUGCAAUUCAUCUUUGAAAAUGAAAAUGUAAAUUUUGUUAAAAGUUCCACGUUUUUUUUUUUAAAAUUGAAUAAAGUAUAGUCUGUACACAAUUUAUUUGUGAGGUCAUGCUUACAUAUCGCUUAUGGAAAGUAACAUAGGAUAUGAUUUAAAGGAGACCAGUUAAUUGGAAAUGAGGAAUUUUCAUAGAUUUUUUAAAAAGUUAUUUGCAAUUACAUAUUUUACAUAACAUUACGGAAAUGUUUCCAAAAAUGAUCUAACAUAUAAAUCUAUAAAAUGUAAGAAACUGGAAGAAGUACUAGUAAUUUUUUCUUACAUACAGUGCAUUAGUUGAUGGCAUGUAUUUCCCACUUUUCAUUAAUUCCUACAUUUGAGAUACUGUAGAUGACAAAAUUUUAAUGACACCUUAUUGGGUUUUUAUAAGGGAGACAAAAUGUUGAUGUUUUUUGAUUAUUGUAUAUAUAAGCUUUUACGAAACAAAAAUAUGUGAGAAUAAAAUUUUCGCAAGCAUAAUUAAACAAAAAUAAAGUUCUCCUGAAUAAAAAGUGAUGUACAGUAUUUUUUAAAAAAAAACCCUCCAUCCUUUUAGUAAGAGAGCAAUGAAUUCCUUUGGCAUGUAAGUCAAACAAAUGACCUUAAAAUAUUGAAUAGUCAAAAGUAUCAGGACUGAUAGAUCUUUGGACUGGCAUAAGUACUCUAAUAGUGUGUCAGGCAUAAUAUCUGACAGUUUUAAAAAAAAAUUGUGCUUCACUACAAAGAAUUGUACAUGUUGUACAGUUAAAAAUGGCUUUUCAUAGAUUUUACAAACUUGUAUAAGCAGGCAAGAGUAUCUUGAAAAUUAAAACAAAAAAUAGACAUAUUAUUAAGAAAUCAAUUUAAAAAUUUUCAAAUAAAAGUCAAAUGUUGCCUUGAGAAAUUUUUGAUCUAAGAAUACACACAAUAUGCAUAUAUCAAUGUGUGUUGAUUAUUGUUGCCUGUGAUUUAUAAUCUUGAUGGCUUUUUCUAUAUGUCAUACACAAGGGAGAUCAUUUAUUGUACCUAUAACCCAUGUUGUUGCUUUAUAGUUACCUUGCAUUGACACUCUUUUGUCAGCAACCAAUAUACAUUAUACAGACACAUACAAAUAGGCCGAACGCCAACAAUGAAAUCAAAAAGUUAAACCAUUCAACUCUGACUAUUGCUGAUUGUUAAAUUUGCUGGACUUCAAAACUGGUGUUAUCAUUGUAAAGGUAAUUGUAGGAAGGUUUGUUGAAAUCUUUUAGGCAUAUUUCAGAGCACAAGUCUUUUUUAAUGAAAAGUAGUCAUCAGGAAUCUGUUCUGUACUGUAGACUGAUAGCAUGUUGUCUUGGGGAAUAGUAUUAUAAAGUUACAAUGAGCACAAAUCUUGUGUCUGGGUUUAGAGUCAGUUGUGUACGUAAGUGAGUGAGAAUUUCAACUGAAAUGGAAUAAAUUCCUAAUGUAAAAUUA